Messenger RNA from Camellia sinensis, 1366 nucleotides. It is a transcript of the gene CDA1, whose product is annotated as cytidine deaminase 1. Lineage: Eukaryota; Viridiplantae; Streptophyta; Magnoliopsida; Ericales; Theaceae. The record is from RefSeq and is a predicted model, not a curated record. Gene Ontology annotation, cellular component: cytosol. Gene Ontology annotation, molecular function: cytidine deaminase activity; zinc ion binding.
CUCCUUCCCCUCUCCCCUCCGAAUCUCUCUCUCUCUCUCUCUCUCUCUCAAAUCAAACCAGUCACCAUUCCCACCCCCAUCUUCUCUCCUUCCCAUAUUCACAGAGGAAGACCAAUCUACAUACAUAUAUCCACACACACACACACACACACAUAUAUCACCAUUGAUUCACCAAAAUGGAUGGACCCAGAUUUGUGAUUGAAGCAUCAGAGGCCUCAUCAAUGGCGACUAACUCAGGCCUCUCUCUCCUCCAACUCCUCCCUACCCUCGUCAAAUCAGCUCAAACCCUAGCUCGCCCUCCUAUCUCCAACUACCACGUCGGCGCCGUCGGAUUAGGAUCCGACGGUCGGAUCUUCGUCGGCGUCAACCUUGAGUUCCCUGGUCUCCCCCUCCACCACUCCGUCCACGCCGAGCAAUUUCUGGUCACCAACCUCGUCGUACACGGCAGCCCCCGCCUACUCGCCCUCGCCGUCUCCGCCGCCCCCUGCGGCCAUUGCCGCCAGUUCCUGCAGGAGCUCCGCCACGCCUCCGACCUCCAAAUCUUCAUCACAUCCGACGAACAAGGACAACACAAACCCUCCAAUUUCAAACCCUUGUCUUCAUUCUUAUCUAACCCAUUUGGCCCUUUUGAUCUUCUCGAUAACCAAACGCCUCUCAUUCUCGAGCCUCAUGACAAUGGAUUGUCGAUUUCGAAUCCCAAAAACUCCAAUUGUUCCAAUUUAUGCAACGGAAAUCGUGAAUCUUGUACCCAAAAUGGGUUUCAAUUGGGAGAACUGGAAGUUGAGGCUUUGCGAGCUGCGAAUAAUUCUCAUGCUCCGUACAGUGGGUGCCCAUCUGGGGUGGCACUGAUGGACUGUAAAGGGAAGAUUUACAGAGGGUCUUAUAUGGAGUCGGCGGCGUAUAAUCCGAGUUUGGGGCCGGUUCAGGCGGCGGUGGUGGCUUAUGUGGCGGAGGGAGGUGGUGGUGGGUAUGAUAGGAUUGUGGGGGGAGUGUUGGUGGAGAGACAAGGGGCCACGGUGAUGCAAGAGCACACUGCAAGGCUGUUUUUGAAGCUGAUUUCGCCUAAAUGCGAGUUUCUGGUGGUUCAUUGUGUUUCGGAUUCAAAUGGGUGAAGGAAUUCUUCAAAUGGAUGUGAGUAGAAACAGAAACAGAACCAUUUGUGUUUUUGGAAUUGUUUUGGCAAAUUGUUCAUGUUGUGAUAUAAUGAUUGAAUUCAAUGAAUAAAUGAGUGAUGUUGUCUCUAAAUUUAGAAGGCCUUGAUCAAAUAAAUGGAUGUGAGUAAAACAAGAACCAUUUGUUGUUGAAUUGCUUUGGCAAAUUGAUCAUAUGGUGAUAUAUAAAGACUGAUGUGAAUGAUUGAGUUCAA